Messenger RNA from Oreochromis aureus, 4596 nucleotides. RefSeq names its product cytochrome P450 4F3-like. Bases 2937 to 4538 code for a protein of 533 amino acids. The record is from RefSeq and is a predicted model, not a curated record. Gene Ontology annotation, molecular function: monooxygenase activity; oxidoreductase activity, acting on paired donors, with incorporation or reduction of molecular oxygen; iron ion binding. The transcript is spliced from 14 exons. Lineage: Eukaryota; Metazoa; Chordata; Actinopteri; Cichliformes; Cichlidae.
AGCUGGACAUUUAGCUAGCAACACAAUGUAUGACAAGAUGCACACAAACAGUUUGUGUGUUUGCUGAUGUUUUUUAAGCUAAUAGAAACUUUGCGUAAACCCCCUUUAUGCCCCUUUUCAGUAGUGCUAACCAAAUGUUAGUAGCUAGCUAGCAAGCUAGCUGAAGUACUGCAACCGCAACCUUUGGACACCUGCAGUCAUUCCGUUGUUGUGGCAAAAACACAAACAAAUAAACAAACAACAACAAAAUCCAGCCCACUUUUAACUCCUGACUUUGGCACAUGUCAUCCUCUGAUGACUAAUAAAUGAACAGAACUGGCUUUUAUGUGUUACUGGCUCAAAUUAGUUUGAUGUUCUCAGUGGCUCUCAGUGAUGAAAUAAUAACUCCCCCCAAAUGCCUUAAACCAAGAGUAAUGAGCCUGUUUUGAAAAUGUAAUGAAUAAAAAGUACAGAAGAGAGUACAGUUUAAAAAUGUAGGGAGUAUAAUUAAAAGUAAAAAAGGUCAGAAAAAAACACUUAAGUAUAGAUACCUGCAAAUUCAACAUAACUACAGUAAUGAAGUAUUUAUACUUUGUUACUUCCCACCUCUGUUAAUCAGUAACAGCACUGGUGUAAAGGGGACCUUUAAAUAUCUUUUAUCUGUUUUCUGAAUUCCUAUUAAAGCAGUAAUGGAACAAGUAGUUUUGUAUAGGAUUGCAUAGAUUACUGUGAUUUUUUUUUUUCUUUUUUCAGAAAGACAGGAGCUGUCCUGUCUUGACAUGUAUGUCACUAUAUUGACAUUGAUAAUUAAUCAUGGUUAGAAUAUCCUGGGAUCUUGAAGGUCUCCUGAAUCCUAACCACAUGUUGCUGAACUGGAAAUGGGGCUGCUCUAAACUCACAAUAUUUGUAGACCAUGGGUAAAUACUUGCACACAGAAGUAACUCAUACACUGAGACCCGGACUACACAUAAACUUAGUGGCACUGGAGUUAAAAAGACAUAGAGACUGACUAGAGAGACAAAAGGACUCAAGAUGUAAGAACCAAACAACCAUGAAGACAUCAGACAGAUACAGGGUGUUAUGGCCCGUCUAGGCGCGGCCAGACCACAACACAAAGGGUGAUCCAUCCCCGUCCAACCCCAAGCAGCACGUCACACACUUAAUACUUUGUGACAGUGAUUUAUUUACAAUAAGUGCAUUUAAACAAAGGAAGGGAGCAAAUUAUAACUUCAGGGUGAACCCAAGGCCAAAACAACAAACAAAAGGUAGCCUAACUCAGGAAUAAGUACAACUUACCUAGUCAAAAGAACCAAACCAAAUGACAAGUACUUUCCUCCCUGACUAGCAAAAACAGGAGAAAACUAAUCAAACAAAAAGGCGGUCCACCCCUACAUGCUCUUACAUUCCACAAACAUAGUGACACAGUGAACGGUCUGCCGGCUGGGUUGGGCGGAGGAUGAAUGACCUGGGAGUCCCUGGCGGUGGCUUCUUAUGCGCUGCCUCCCGGUCGUGAGCCAAUCGGUGAUCCAUCCGCCCUGGAUGCACCAAUCAUGGAGGAGCACCUGCACACUCAAAUUUGCAUGUUAUAAUUACGGCAACAGUCGUAACAAAGGACACAACUGGGGAGACAGACACAAUAACAAAACACUGAUAUACUGAUGACAUGACCGAGGUGGGACUGGGACAGACUGGACACAAAAAGAAUAAAGGAAAGACGAAGCCAAGGUUCUGAGGUAUGUCAAUUUUAUGGUCAAGCCAGAUAGUGAAGGGUUGCUCAGCUCCGUCCAACAUAUAGCGCCACCCCUCCAAAGUGAGUUUCACUGCCAACAGCUCUCUUUCACAUACAUCAUAGUUCCAGUAGGCAGGGGCUAAACUAUGUAAAAAGAGCCUGCAGCUUGGCUUGAGGACCCGAACACUGGGAGACCAACACUCCAACCCUAGUGUGAGAGGCGUCAACCUCAACAAUGAAUGGUGUGUUAAUUUCAAGGUGAAUCAGGACUGGUGCAGAGGUGAGCAGUUUUUUAGUUUAGAGAAAUCUGUAUCUUAAUUGUGAUCUCAUUUAAACAAAGAUAAUCUAUAAAACCAGCAUCAACCGGGUAUGAAGACAGAUGAAUGAAGCCAGCCGUUUGGCCUCCUGUUUGGGCCUGGAUGGGUUAUAUAGGAGGAAGAGGAGGAGGUAAAUAGCGGAGUCAUACGGCCUGCGUACUAAAAAUCUGCUUAGCUCUUGAUAUUCCUGUGGUGACUGAGGUGAGAUCCGGAGGACUGUCCUUGAUGUGAGGUGAUUCCGUACGUCCUGGUGGAAGGGCUGAGGUGAGACAAUUAGCCAAACAGAACAGGCUCCAGUUAGCGAUUUUGUGCCCAGACCAGUCUGUUUGGGGAUUAUAUUUUCUUAACCAAGGGUAACCAAGAAUUAACAGGGUGUUAGGGGAUCUAAACAUGAAAAGUGUGAGAACCUCUUGGUGUUUACCAGACAUGACCAAGGUGAUGGGCUCAGUCUGAUGAGUGAUGUGUUUGUUUGGUUAAAAACUGCAGGUUGUUUGAAUGCUCAAAUAUUAACUUUCUGUGUUCCAGAUUUUAAACAGACCCUAGUAGAGAUUAUUUACCAGAUACCUUUGAAUGUUGAAACAGGUUAUUCAUUUCAAGAAGCUUUUACAAAUAUGCACAACUUGUGUUUCUGAAAGAGAAACGUGGUCAAAUUUGAUGAAAUUGGUGAGCUAGUGCACUAGAAUAGUUUGAUAUUUAUGAAAGCAUCUAGGACCAAGUGUUCUUUGUUCCACUCCAACAAAAAUAAACUGUAAUCUGCUCAGUUAGUAUAUAAUAAGAGGCAGAACAGGUAGAAUGAGUUGCACUCUGCUCAUCUCAGCUCUUCACUUCUCUUACAAAUUGAGGGUUGGAGCAGUUUCCUCAACCACAGAGCAGGACCAGUCGACCUCUGGAUAGUAAUUUCUUUUACAGUGAUGGCUCUUCAGCACAGUGUCCUCUCUCCGGUCUUCACGUGUCUCUGUUCACUAAUGUACAUAUUCAGUACUGGACUGGUUGUUGUGGUUGCAGUUUUGACUGUGAGGCACAUCUGGUACUCUCGCAGGCUGUCAUGUUUCAGCAAACCACAGACACGUUCAUGGCUGUUGGGCCAUCUUGGGAAGAUACGGAAUACAGAAGAAGGUCUCCAGCAGAUGGAUGACCUGGUGAAGACAUACAAACACUCGUGCUUCUGGUUCCUCGGUCCUUUCUAUCACCUGGUCAGACUCUUCCACCCUGACUAUGUCAAACCUCUGCUAAUGGUACCUGCCAGCAUGACAGUAAAAAAAGGGCUCAUUUAUAACCACCUACAGCCUUGGCUAGGACACAGUGUGUUGAUCAGUAAUAGCGAGGUGUGGUCUCGCAAGAGACGACUGCUGACUCCAGCUUUUCAUUUUGAUGUUUUGAAGAACUACAUUACCAUAUUUAACUCCUCGUCUAAAAUCAUGCAUGACAAGUGGUGCCGACUUGUGGCAGAAGGCAAAACUAAUCUAGAAAUGUUUGACCACGUCAGUCUGAUGACUCUGGACAGUUUACUGAAAUGUGCCUUCAGCUAUGACAGCAACUGUCAGGAGUCUCCCAGUGAGUACGUGUCAGCCAUAGUGCAGCUCUGUGACCUGGUAGCACAGCGGCAGCACAACAUUUUACAUCACUGGGACUGGAUUUACUGGAAGACUCAGCAGGGGAAACUGUUCAAACAAACCUUAAAUAUUGUACACAGAUUCAGCAGGGAUGUGGUUCAGAAGAGACGUGCCCUUCACAAAAAACAGAGGGAGAUAAUAACACAAUCUGUUGCCCCGACAUCACAGAGGAGGAAAGAUUUUGUGGACAUUCUACUGCUGACAAGGGACGAAGACGGACGAGGCCUAACAGAUGAGGAGAUACAAGCUGAAGCCAACACCUUCAUGUUUGCAGGUCAUGACACAACAGCCAGUGCCAUCUGCUGGAUGCUGUAUAAUUUAGCACGCCAUGAACACUAUCAGGAAAAAUGCAGACAGGAAGUGAUGGACCUGAUGGAGGGACGAGAUGGACAAGAAAUCAAGUGGGAGGAUCUGUCCAACCUUCCCUUCACCACCAUGUGCAUCAAAGAGAGCCUCAGACUCCACACUCCUGUACAGGCUGUAUCACGGAGUUACACCCAGGACAUGGUGCUGCCAGGAAAUCGAACAGUCCCAGCGGGUACAGUCUGCCUGGUCAGCAUUUACGGAACACACCACAACCCUAUUGUUUGGACAAACCCAAAUGAGUUUGAUCCCCAUCGAUUUGACCCAGGCAACAAAAUGAGCCAAGCUUCUCAUGCCUUCAUCCCCUUCUCUUCAGGCCCCAGGAACUGCAUUGGUCAGAAAUUCGCCAUGACAGAGCUUCAAGUUGUAGUGGCCCUGACCCUUCUCAGGUUUCGACUGACCCCAGGGGUGAACCCUGAACUCGGGAGCAGCAGAGUUCGCCGUCUUCCCCAAAUUGUCCUGCGUGCAGAGGGAGGCCUGUGGCUGCAGCUGGAGCCUCUGAACACACUCAGACUGAACAAACAGUCAGAGGAAUGAUCCACAAAGAUAAUACUUGAACUUAAUUUUUAAUAAAGUGUCAAGAAAAGAUCAGCUA